This is a messenger RNA of Fusarium odoratissimum NRRL 54006, 288 nucleotides long. RefSeq lists its product as uncharacterized. The record is from RefSeq and is a predicted model, not a curated record. The transcript has a single exon. Lineage: Eukaryota; Fungi; Ascomycota; Sordariomycetes; Hypocreales; Nectriaceae. Bases 1 to 288 code for a protein of 95 amino acids.
AUGGCAGACAACAAUAAGAAUAUCGAGAACAAGAAACCCGAGCAGAAACCUCUCAGUGAGGAGGCCCGCGAGGAUCUGCGCCGCAUGACCGCCGGCCUCACAGACCAAACCACCAUCGAGACGCUCUCCCGUGCCGGUAUGAUGGCCAAGAAUAAGAGAGAGCAAUCGCACUUCCAGCGUGAUAAGGCUGUCGCCCGCGUCGAGGCUGCUGAGAAGAAGGAGGGUGAGGCUGAGGAGGACAAGGAUACAGGUGGCGGUGACAAGGAGAAGAACAAGAAGCAGACUUGA